Cherax quadricarinatus is the source of this 2173-nucleotide messenger RNA. NCBI's taxonomy places the organism in Eukaryota, Metazoa, Arthropoda, Malacostraca, Decapoda, Parastacidae. The record is from RefSeq and is a predicted model, not a curated record.
UCGCUGCCACAUGUUCCCUGGAGGUAUUCGCUGCCACAUGUUCCCUGGAAGUGUUCGCUGCCACAAUAAAUUUCAGUGGUUUUUGAAAGUUGCAAUACAAAGAGCAGUCUUUAAGAGGAGAAGAAACCUAUAAGUGAAUUACAAGUAUUCUGAAGAAGACGUGCGAAGAGUUUUUGAGGAAAGGCAGCAGAGGAAUGAGAAGCUCGUACAGACACCAGCAGAACAAGGGUCUUAAACAGACAUCAAGAGGGACCAAGACCACACAUAACAGGAAGAAACUGCUAUUGUGUGUCUUUCAGGUGAGGAACUAUAUUAACAAUGUCUGAAAGAAUGGAUAGCUGCCUACAUACCUGGGCUAUUAGUCUGACCCGUCACCACAAGGUGUUUAGUCAUGAUCAUCCACUAAUCCCAGAACAUUUCUCUAAAUUAACUUGCGACACAAAUUUGCAACCAGUGCUCUCCUACUUAGUGCGUCAUGUUCGCUCACCAGAAGAAAGAAGAUUGAUAAAGUUAAAUUUAAAGCAAGCUCGUUUCAGAAAGCAAGUAAGAGAUGGUCAAGAAAUGUCAGCAUCUGAGGAGAGAUUUAAAAUUAAAGCAGCUGUUGUGGAUGCAGUUUCAGCUGUUGACGCAGAAGUAACUGAGAUUCAACAACUGAGCCAGAAAAAAGAGGAGCUCCGUCAAAAAGAGGUAGAAAUUAAACGCCGAACAAUGCUGAUGAAAGUGGUUUGGGAAGAGCGAAAUAAAGAGGUCAGUCACUGUCAGCUAUGGAAUUCUCAGCUUUCUAGCUUAAUAGAAAAAGAAUCAGAUAAAAAGAACUCAAAAGACAAAAGAACUGAUUUGAUGUUGCAGCUGCGAAGUAACUUGUUGGAUUUAGAAAGACUUCAUCAUUCAGUAAUCAAUAACCGUUUUAACUCAGACUCCAUUCAUCAGCAGAAGGUAUGCUUAUGGGAGCAAAUUAGAGUAACCCUGGAUAACUGGAAUCCUAGGGUGCUGCUAGAUGGUAUUUUAAGUGAAGUUCGGGAAAGCACUCGCAGGCUUCACUCUCAGGUUCAACUCGUUGAUUUGGCAAGAGAUGCACGAGAACUUAGACUAAAGUGUGAGAGUGAUGGAUCAUUUAUUGAUGAGAUGAACCCAGGAGGAGUGAUAGAAUCUGUACGUGAAUUGCUUGGCCAGAUGAGUGCAGCCCAUGUUAAGCUGUAUGUGGAAGCACAUCAGGCUGACCAGGCAGCCCUGUCUUUAACUCGUGCAAUCAGCGCACUCAACAACAACAUAGCUUCUGUUGCCAGGCGCACAUAUUGUGAAGAUGCUUUGGCUACUGCAGUAAUAAAUAUGGUAAAAGAGAAUAUAUCACUGGCGGGUGAGCAUGCAGCGCUUAACACUGCUCAGGCCCUCACUGCAUCUCUCCAAGAACGUGCUGAUGUUGCAGCUCGAGCUCGAGAUGCUGUAACAGCUAAGCAUGCCAAGAUAAUGAGUUUCAACAAAGAAGUUCAAGAUGGAGUGGAGAGUAUCCAAUGCCUAGCUGUGAACAUUCGUGGCGGCUGGCUCAGUAUCAAGGAUCACUUGGGACAGCUUAAAUCUUCCAUCAGUGAGACAUUAUCUUGCACAACGUAUCCAACACCUACGUCACCACAUUCGCUGAGCAAUGAAUGUGAAGUAUUUACUUCAGUACCAUUAUCUUACCUUCUUACAACAAACAUUGAAGAAUGUGAGAUGAAACAGAAAGCAAGGAUGUCUACAACUUCACUUAUGUGGUAUGACCAAGAUACUGUUGAAGCUGGCUGGGAAGCUCUCUCCCAACUGUGUAGUGGAAUGCACUGUUGGGAAGAUGUAUAUAACACUGUUCAUGAGCGAUUAAAUAUGGCACACUCCUUCCACAUCCAGAUGGAGCAACUUGGCACAGUUAGGGAAGCAAUGAGCUCUGUACAAAAGAAAACACAAAUUCUCUCCAGUCAAGAAAUGAAAGGUGGGAGCAACCUGCAAAAUCCAUCAAAAUAAUUGGGACUUCAUAAUAGAACAUUUUUCUAUUUUGCCUAAAUCUUGUUUAUUAUUUAGUUUUUAACAAAUUAGACAGGUCUUUUGGAUAUUCAUUGUUUCUUUUCAUGCUAAAUAACAAAACCCCUUAAGUAUUGACUUGUGAAGUGGCAUAAUAAUUACAAUAUAUUUUCAAAAGAAU